Hippocampus zosterae (dwarf seahorse) is the source of this 1683-nucleotide messenger RNA. RefSeq names its product cytochrome P450 4B1-like. The transcript is spliced from 12 exons. The record is from RefSeq and is a predicted model, not a curated record. Lineage: Eukaryota; Metazoa; Chordata; Actinopteri; Syngnathiformes; Syngnathidae. Gene Ontology annotation, molecular function: oxidoreductase activity, acting on paired donors, with incorporation or reduction of molecular oxygen; heme binding; monooxygenase activity. The coding region runs from base 43 to 1569 and encodes 508 amino acids.
CAGUGCACCUUAGCAGGUUUUGCGUAAUUGAUACACGACGACAUGGGGCUCACUGAAGCCUUGGCGGGUCUUGAAUUGGGCCGCUUCAUGCAAACGGCUGUCGUUUGCCUCCUUGUCGCUGUUAUCUAUAAAUUAUUGCCAGUGCUGCGUCAGCUAAGGGAUUCCGCUGGAAAACCUCCGAUCUUUCCAGGACCAGAUGGACACUGGUUGAUGGGUCAUACUUUCAUGGUUAAACAAGAUGAGUCUGGCUUGGAACAGAUUAUCAAAUGGGGGAGGCAGUACCCCUACGCUUUCACCAUUCGCCUCGGUCCCUUUAAAUUCCUCUACAUCCACCACCCCGAUUACGCGAAAACCUUUUUGACGUCCUCAGAGCCAAAGAAUAAGUCCUAUAAGAUUUUUCUGGACUGGAUUGGUGACGGCUUAGUGUUGCUGGAUGAUGAGAAAUGGCUUAACCACAGAAAGCUCCUGAAUCCGGCCUUUCGUAUUGAUAUUUUGAAACCGUAUGUGAAAGUGAUGUCCCAGGCAGCAAAUACUAUGUUGGACAAAUUGGAGCGCUACUCGAACACCGGUGAGUCCUUUGAGAUAUGCGAACACAUGGCCGUCAUGACGAUGGACAUCAUCAUGAACUGCGCCUUUAGCUCCAAGAAAAAGACCACGAGCCGAACACCCGAGUUCCUCAAAGUAACAAGAGAGCUUGCCGAAAUUGGCUGCUUGCGCUUCCGAAACCCUCUUUACCACAACAAGCUCCUAUUCCAUCUGAGCCCUCUCGGCUUCAGCUACAGGAGAGCCCUCAAAGCCUAUAACGGCUAUACAGAUGAAGUGAUAAAGCGGAGAAAAGAGCAACUCGCGCAGGAAGCGAAGGAGCCGCACCACCUCCCGGCCACCGCAAAACUGGACUUUCUGGACACGCUACUCUUAGCAAGAGGUGACAAUCAGGCGGGCCUGACAAAUGAAGAAAUACAAGCCGAGGUGAAGACCUUCAUGGUGGCGGGCCAUGAAUCCAGCGCCGUUGCUCUCUCUUUUAUUUUUUACGCCCUGGCCUGCAACCCAGAACAUCAGCAAAUAUGCAGGGAGGAGGUCACCCAAGUCCUGGGUGACAAGAACACCGUGGAUUGGGAGGAUCUGGCGCACAUGCCUUACACCACCAUGUGCAUCAAAGAAUCCCUUCGACUUUACCCGCCUAUUCCAUUAUUUUCCAGAAAACUCACCAAACCAAUGACUUUUUUCGACGGAAGAACUUUGCCAGAAGGUUCUUUGAUUGGUCUGAUGGUGUUUGCACUACACAGGAAUGCAACCGUCUGGGAGAACCCUGACCUGUUUGACCCGUUACGAUUCCUGCCAGACAACAUUUCCCAAAGGUCCCCACAUGCAUUUGUGCCCUUCUCCGCAGGCUUAAGGAACUGCAUUGGUCAGAGUUUCGCCAUGAACGAGAUAAAAGUGGUCGUGGCUUUGAUGCUCAAGCGGUACCAGCUGAUUGAGGACCCCACUAAGAAGCCCAAGCUCCUUUAUAGAAUUGUGCUUCGCCCCCAAAAUGGCAUCCACAUUCAAAUCAAACCUCUGGAUGCUUGACCAGAGAUGGCAAAACCAGUUCCAGAAAGUUAAAAAAAAAACCCUGCAGCAGUUUUGGUUUAACCACAGGUGCUGUACUAAUUUGGUGGGGGGUGCGAGAGCUCAUCAAAUACA